UUGUUUUCUAGUUUUCCCUCUCUGCGAAACCGUAAUUUAAAACCCCAUAACCUCUCCAUCUUUCAUUUGCAUUCACGUUUCUAGAGGCUCCCUUCUAUAUCGCCCAUUUAAUAGCUUUGAACCAGUUUCUCUAGUAACAAAAACGUUCCAUGGCCGUUGAUGCUCACCAUUUAAACCCUAUGUUUUCAUCUAACAUAGAAAUGAUACACCCCGUUGAAGCAAACGGUUUAGUCUAUAACAACCAGAUCAGAUAUAACACUGUUCCAGCCACGACCAUGCCCUUUAACCCCAUCAUUGAAUGUCAAACUUCUCUGUUGAAUCCAGUUUACAACGUCUCACCGUUUGAUUCUCUGGCUCAACAGUCCAUGAAACCUUCGGUUGAUAGUUCCUUGACGUUUAACAGCGAGAAUAAUGGUUAUAGUAACGUCGAUUUUAUCCGUCCUGUUUCGUCUUCGUCUAUGAGAAAACGCCCUAGAGAAGAAUCAGUUGUUGUUAACCCUAUGCGUAGCCAGAAACGUUGCACUGAUCCUCUCAUGUUUCUCGGACAAGACUUGUCUUCUAACGUCCAACAUCACAACUUCGACAUCGACCGUGUGAUAUCUCAUCACGUUGAGAUAAUGAGAAUGGAGAUUGAAGAAAAGAGAAAAACGCAAAGUAGGAAGAUAAUGGAAGCCAUCCAACAAGGGUUGAUGAAGUCACUGAGAGCCAAAGACGAAGAGAUCAAUCACAUAGGGAAACUAAACCUAAUUCUAGAGGAAAAAGUUAAGUCUCUCAGCGUAGAGAAUCAGAUAUGGCGUGACAUGGCACAGACUAAUGAAGCCACCGUGAACUCCCUACGUUCAAACUUGCAACAAGUCCUUGCUGCCGUGGAACGUAACAAGUGGGAGGAGCCCACAGUAGCUGAUGACGCACAAUCUUGUUGUGGAAGCAACGACGAGGGUGAUAGUGACGAGCGAUGGAGGUUAGCGGGAGAAGUUAAAAGCGUGCGAACGAUAACAAAGACCAUGUGUAGAGGGUGUGGAAAAGGAGAAGCAAGUGUGUUAUUGUUACCAUGCAGACACAUGUGUCUAUGCACUGUGUGUGGAUCUUCGCUUAACACUUGUCCUGUUUGUAAAUCACCAAAGAACGCUAGUCUACAUGUUAAUCUUUCCUCGUGAAAUCUAACAAUACAAGUAAAUUGUAAAUGUACUUAAAAUAGUAAAUAGUUGAAACAGUACUCGGUUUAAAAAACUAUUCAUUCUUUAAUUUGUUUUCUUUAAUAUUUGACAUGUCAGAUCUUUAAUUUAGAUGAGGUUCACGAGGGUCC
This is a messenger RNA of Eruca vesicaria subsp. sativa (arugula), 1306 nucleotides long. Lineage: Eukaryota; Viridiplantae; Streptophyta; Magnoliopsida; Brassicales; Brassicaceae. The record is from the annotation of a GenBank genome assembly.